Scomber scombrus (Atlantic mackerel) is the source of this 1818-nucleotide messenger RNA. RefSeq lists its product as uncharacterized. NCBI's taxonomy places the organism in Eukaryota, Metazoa, Chordata, Actinopteri, Scombriformes, Scombridae. Bases 1 to 1689 code for a protein of 562 amino acids. The record is from RefSeq and is a predicted model, not a curated record. Gene Ontology annotation, molecular function: oxidoreductase activity. The transcript has 10 exons.
AUGGUGAUACUUGAUGUGUUAGUAAUAGGAGGUGGGCCUCAUGCCUUGACCUUGACUAGCUUGCUGUCCAACCCUGACCCAAACUCAGAUCCUGGGCAGGACUCACCCCCUUCCCCCUACUGCUUGGACCCUCCAAAACUUCAGUCAAACCCAGAAAAAUCCAACAACAAAAGACACAGUGGCAAGAGGAAAAGGAGAGUAACAACUGGUCUGACGCUGGAGGAACAACUAGCAAAGUCAACGAUUUCAGAGAGGGUCAUUUGCCCACCGCUCAGUCUCCGAGUGGUGGAUUCCUAUGGAGAGUGGACGGCUUUGUGGGAGAGCCAAUUCACGGCUCUAAACAUCCCUCAUCUGCGCUCACACACACUGGUGCAUACAGACCCUCUCAACAAGAAAGCACUGCAGGAGUUUGUUUUAAAGCAUGACCGUUCAGUGGAGCUUCACAGUCUUCCAGACCAGGUUUACAUUUUGGAUGAAAACGCUUUCUUCAAUGACAUGCGACUCGGCAAGAAAGAGAAGAAACGUCUAAACAUCACCUCAACACUCAAGAAGAGUUUGUCCUUCAGUCUGCCAGGAACCAAACUAAGUGUGGAUUUCUUUAAAGAUCAGGUGGAGAGAUACAACUUGGACCAAGUGCUCAUGAAAGGAACAGUGGCACACAUCAGCCCUGUGAUUGAAGACAAGGAGAAGAGGGUAAAAUAUUUUGAAGUCCAACUUCAAGAAGGGGUCAUCCUAAAAGCCCACCAGGUUGUUAUGGCAACAGGUCCAACUCGUGCCCAUAUGGCAAACAUCCCUUCGUGGGUAACAAGUAUUGGAGAGAGCUACCCAGAGGAGCGCUUGCAGCACACUGUGCACCUCAUGCACCAUCUACCAAUUGCUCAGCAAAAACUUAAAGGAUCUGAUUUGUGUGAGGCAGGGCAGAGAGUAAUGGUAGUUGGUGGAGGUCUGACCAGCGCUCAUGUCGUCUCCAUUGCCCUGCAGCAAGGUGCCAGUCACGUGACAUGGGUCAUGAGGAAGCACCUCCAGUUGAAGCAGUUUGAUGUGGGCGAUGUGGAGAGUCUGGUGGGUCGUUAUUCCCACGUGGAGCAUGGCAUCAAAAUGGAUGGCCAAGCCUACCUGAGACAGUUCUACAAUGAAAGGAGUCUUUACAAACGGCUGGCUAUGAUUCGACAGGCAAGGAAAGGAGGAGCUGUCACCCCAGAGGCGUACAUCCACCUGAAGCCAUUCAUACUGAAAGGGCAGGUGGAUGUGAAGACAUACUGUCAGGUGAAUGAAGCCAGCUGGUGCUACAGGAACCAGGUCUGGAGCCUCUCCCUCAGCACUAGGCACCACUGGACUGGAGAUAUGAUCUGGCUCGCCACUGGGUGCAAACUUGAUGUCAAACAGGACCCUUUGCUUUCAGAGGUGAUGAGGGAAUUCCCCAUUCAGGUGAUAGAUGGUUGGCCGUGCAUAUCAGAAAGCUUACAGUGGGCAGAAGGAUGCCCUCUUUAUCUGAUGGGGCAGUACACUGCUCUUCAGGUUGGACCUCACGCAAUAAACCUGGCUGGUGGUCAGGCGGCCAGUAUGAGAAUCGCCAAGGACAUUGUGCUUCGUCAGCAACAGACUAAUGUAGAGGUGUCUAAGCUAAGUGGUGGGAAAUCUAAAACUGAAGAAUAUAUUCAACAAAUGCAAGGCUUACUGUGGCUUUAAUUUUACCAUUUAGCUCGAGGAACUCAAAUGCACAUGUGUGUGUGCCAUCAUCUAUUCCUGAUCUAAUGGGACUUAUGAUGUGACAGUGAAUAAAUGCUGUGAAACUGACUCAUUUGGGGAAGUAUGCCA